Messenger RNA from Ectocarpus siliculosus, 710 nucleotides. Lineage: Eukaryota; Phaeophyceae; Ectocarpales; Ectocarpaceae. The record is from the annotation of a GenBank genome assembly.
GUAUCAUUCGCGCGUUGCGCACGAUGGAGUACCCGGGGUUGGACCACGUCUCAGGAUCGGCAGCAUCAGGUCGGAGUUUGGUCGCGCAGCCUCAUGAGCUCGCCAAGAUCGUCGGUUGGAUAGAGGACAGAAAGGUCCGAGGCCUCGCCAUCUCCGACCGUGAGCCCCUGCGCACCCCCGGGCCAAAAUGGGAAGAGGUGUUAUUUAGCUACUUGCAGGAGAUGGGCUGCCCCAACGAUUUCAAGGCAACCGGGGGAGGCGGAGGGGAACCAAGUAGUGCCGCCGUCCUGCGGGGAGUAUCGUGGUUGGUUACCGAGGCCGUGGCCUGUGAUUUCGACGACAACGGGAAGGAAUACAAGGCUGCUGCUAGAGAGUUGUUGGCAAACCCGAGGUGUUCUCCACAAGCCGUGGGAGGGGCAAGAGGCGGCAGCAGCAGCGACCAUGGCUCGGUGCAGCCAGAACCGGCGCAGCCUACCAUCAGUACUGCCGGCGUUGCCAUGGACAUCGGUCCUGGAGGGGAACACCGAAUAUUCCGCGAGCAGCUCAGGGGGUUCACGGCUGGGGUAGAGACUGGGGACGAGGCUUGCGACAGCGUGGCGACGGUGCUUCGGAUGCUCUACUUGUCGGACUUGAGGAACCUGCAGGACGAGGUCAACGGUGUCAUAGCCUUGGCGCAAUCCACUAGACGAGAACAGAAAACAGCAGUGUGA